Messenger RNA from Osmia bicornis bicornis, 7654 nucleotides. Its product is annotated as otoferlin-like. NCBI's taxonomy places the organism in Eukaryota, Metazoa, Arthropoda, Insecta, Hymenoptera, Megachilidae. The record is from RefSeq and is a predicted model, not a curated record. Gene Ontology annotation, cellular component: membrane. Gene Ontology annotation, biological process: plasma membrane organization. The transcript has 26 exons. The coding region runs from base 738 to 6983 and encodes 2081 amino acids.
GAUACCUGCGCCGAUGACGCGUGAUACGGUGUACACUAUCGUCCACAAGUAUUUUUACGCUUCCUUAUUCCUGUAAAAAAGUUUCAUUCCGUACGAUCUACAUUAAGUUCACCAAGUUUGUUAAUGUUACUAUCGGCGCGCAGCAGAAAAUAAUUUACUACCCGCUUCUACUUUUACUGUUCCAUUCGAGGUGUUAAUUGAUAAUCUGAUUUACGAGCGAGCGAAGAAAAAGGUACUUUCAUUCAGAAAUUCACAUCAUUCAUGGCUACUCACACGGUACCGUUGCUUGAAACGGUACCAGGUGUUCGGAUAUUUCUGAACGAUAAUGUACAUGUGCGAUGAACGAGGCAAGUGGCGCCUGCGCUAGUUCUCCAGGAUAGCAGGUUCGGGUUAGGGUAGGUUGGUAAGGAUGGGAAGGACGGGUAGGGCGGCCAGGACACGGGGGUUGUUCGAGGCGCGAACACGAGCCAGUGCGAAGCUGUCGGUCGCCCGACUCGCGUACACGCUCGUUCCUUUCCUACGACUACCGGUCUCGGGAUCACCAAUUUCCACGGAUCUUUACUGAAAACCUUGGUAAAUCGAAGCCACCCUUGAACCAACGAGAGGAAAUCGCGGGAUGACCGACGAAACGGGCCAACCAUGCGAUACAACGCGACCGUUCGAUUAUCCUGGAACGCGUAACGUUUACCAAUAUUAAAGUUCUCGCGAAUUAAAUCGGUGGAGUAGGUAAACGAAGAAUGGCGCUGGUCGUUACUGUGAAGAACUUUCAAGGAUUGAAGUACAGGGGGGACAAGGUCGUGAAGGUUGACUUCCGGGGUGUUUCUCAUUACUCGAAAUGUUUGGAAGAAAACGGAGAUCACAUCGCGGUGGAGGAGAGUUUCAUCUGGAAUUUGGGCAGACCGGUCGACGAAGCGGAAGUACUGCAAUUGACAGUGGUUUCGCGAGGAGUUCUCCGAAACGAGAAGGUGCUCGCAAAGUACGGCUUGGUUCUGCAAACUGUCGCGAGAGAAGGACGAAUCGUUAUCACCGAUUCCUUGGUAGACCUCAAUAACAAACCUCUUCCGGCUGUCGUUUGCUUCGAAAUUCGAUACAACCCUCCCGAUGGAAGCUGCAGCCCGUCGGAAAUAAUGGAGCCGUCCGAAAUAAUGGAGGACGAGCAACAGAUGUUGAUAGACAUCGAACAGAAUAUCGCGAAUCUCGAGAAAUGCCUCGACCAAGCCAACAGCGGUUCUGGCAGCGGUAAGAGGAAGGGUUCUUGGCACAGCCCCGAGAAAAGCUCCAGAAGGGGUUUCCUACAGAGGGGUAGUUCGUUGUCGGCUGCCGAGAAAUCGCCGGAACGUAAGAGUAGAAGCUCUACGUUGAAGAGUAUGCGGUCUUUCAUGAAGCUGGGUAAGCAAAGACCACCGCGAACUCGAUCUUGCGACAGCGGCUCGGACACCAGGGAAUUGCUCGAUAGAAGAGACUCGAGUUGCGCAACAUCCAACGAACCUUCCAGGGCAAACUCGAUGACUUCUUUGGAAUCGAACGCGUCCGACUACGAUAGCCAGGUCAGCGCGAAUCCGUCGGAACCGCAGGAGGCGAUUGCCAGGCCCGCGAAGAAACCAAAACCGAAGACCACCGACACGGGACAAACCGCGUUGAAGGCGCAAGAUUAUCAAGUUUGCAUCACCAUUAUCGAAGCUAGACAAUUGGCGGGUCUGAACAUGGAUCCUGUGGUUUGCGUGCAAAUAGGUGAUCAACGAAAGUACACCAGCGUCAAAGAAUCUACAAAUUGUCCGUAUUACAACGAGUACUUUGUCUUCGAUUUUCACAUGCCGCCUGUAAUGCUGUUCGACAAGAUCAUCACCCUAUCGGUGCAGCAAUCGCGGAAUCUCUUACGCGCUAAUCUAACCCUGGGCAUCUUUAAAUUAGACAUCGCGACUGUAUGGGCACAACCAGAUCACCAAUUUUACCAUAAAUGGGCGCUGCUGACGGAUCCGGACGACGUGGCCGGCGGUCCAAAGGGUUAUUUAAAGUGCGACAUAAGCGUGAUCGGGAAAGGCGACACCGUGAAAAUUCCGCCAAAGAGCGAGAAAGACGAGGACGAUAUCGAGGGGAAUCUUCUGCUUCCGGACGGUGUGCCUAUCGAGAGACAAAGGGCAAAGUUUAUCGUAAAGGUGUACAGGGCCGAUGGGCUGCCGAAGAUGAACAGCAGCAUCAUGGCGAACGUGAAGAAAGCCUUUACAGGGGAAAUCAAGGAUCUCGUCGAUCCUUACGUUCAAGUGUCCUUCGCUGGAUUGACGGGCAAAACAAGCGUUAAACGGCACAGUUACGCGCCAGUUUGGAACGAGCAAAUCGUUUUCUCGGAAAUGUUCCCACCCCUUUGUCAAAGGAUUAAAAUCCAGCUGUGCGACAACGAUCCGGUACACGCUACAGUGAUCGGUACUCAUUUCGUCGAUUUGAAACAAAUCAGCAACGACGGGGAGAAAGGUUUUCUACCCACAUUCGGACCGGCGUUCAUUCACUUUUAUGGAAGCAUCCGAGAUUAUAGUCUCAUCGAUCAACAUUCAACCCUGAACGUUGGACUGGGCGAAGGAAUCUCUUACAGAGCAAGAUUACUAAUAGCAAUCAGAACGGAAAUAAGCGACAACAUCGAAAUAGCUCAGUCGGAGGUUGAAGUCGAGCCUACGGUGCCCAUCAAUGAAUUAGCUUACGCAAGGAACGAAGAAUUCUUCCUGUUCGCCACGAUAAUGGACGCCACGAUGAUCGAUAAGAAGCUCGGAGAUAAACCGAUGUACUUCGAGUUAUCCAUAGGAAACGCGGGCAACGCUUUGGAUGGUCACAACGAAAGCUCCAAAAUGUGCGAGCUGGGACCAAAAAGUGGAACCAGCGGAGACCAAGAAGAAUUGCAGGAAGUGUUGAGCGGAUCAUGGCAGAGCACCACUCCAGCUUCCAAACCGAUGACACACGAUAAAAUUUAUUAUUUCUUACCCUACUGGGACGACAAACCUUGUCUCCACGUUAGGAGCAUCUGGCCUGACUACAGGCGUAGAAUGUACAACAGUAAUAUCAUUGGUAAAAUUGCUGACAAACUGGAAGAAGGAUUGUCAGAGACGCAGUUGCACGUGGACGAUUGCUCCGGUGAGAAAAUAUUAAAGUCCACCCUGGAGGAAUUGAGCAGCAAUUGCAAUCGAUACGUGAGUAUCAGCAAAUCAAGCCUCACUGGACCGGGGGUUGGAAAAACGAAGCUCGAUAAAGAAAGAACGAAGCUGUGUCAAAGGGAACUGGAGAAUAUUGGAAUCAUGUCGAGGAAUCUCAAAGCGGUGGUCACUAAAAGUAGCUUCAAGGAAAGAUUGAAGACUGCUCAGGGUUACCUGCAGAAAUUAAAGUUUCUUCUCGAGGAUCCUCAAGAUUCUUUGCCGGAUGUUUUUGUUUGGGUGAUCAGUUCCGGAAGAAGGGUGGCUUAUCAAAGAAUACCUGGGAGAGAUUUGAUCUACUCUAUCGUCGACGAGGAGUGCGGCAAGUCUUGCGGCAAAGUGCAAACGAUGUUUCUCAAACUUCCAGGUAAAAAGAGAUUCGGGCCUUCCGGCUGGGCGAUACAAACGAAAUUGCAAAUUUACAUGUGGAUGGGUAUCUUGAAGCACAAAAAGUACUUUAUCCAAGGUUUACCAAAGGGAUACGAGAUCAGUCACGAGGUGAAAAACGUGGACCGACCUCGUGCUCUACCGCCUACCAUUAUUCAUUACGUCGAGAAACACAAGUUCGAGUUAAGAGCGCAUAUGUAUCAAGCCCGAUCUUUGAUCGGCAGCGAUGCAUCCGGUCUUUCCGAUCCAUUCGCUAGAGUAAUAUGCGGCGAGUUUUGCAAGUCUACGCAAGUGAUCGACGAAACUUUGAGCCCCACCUGGGACGAGCUUCUACUUUUCGACGACAUUUUGAUCUACGGCACUGCCGAAGAGAUAAAAAAGGAUCCACCAUCGAUCGUCAUCGAGAUCUUCGAUCAGGAUAAAGUGAGUCAUUUUGUUACUAUGGACAUAACACUGCAUGAGGACUCUGCUUUAACAGGAAAAUCAGAGUACAUAGGACGAGCUGUCGCGCGACCUCACGUAAAACUCGCCUCGGAAUCUUACACUCCACCAGAAUUUCCACCGUCGUUGGAAUGGUACGACGUGAGCAGAGGUGCGGCAAGAGCUGGCGAGCUCCUCGCUGUUUUCGAAUUGCUCGAAUAUCCUUCAACGAAGGAUUACGGUUUUCCAACGUUACCAGACCCGAAGGAAAGAUUGCCGCAAACGACCACCUCUCUCCUGGACCAAGGACCUAUGUUUCCGGUACCGGUUGGCAUCCGGCCGACCCUAUCGAAGUAUCGAAUCGAGGUUUUGUUCUGGGGUUUGCGAGACCUGAAGAGGAUACACUUGAUGACCGUGGACAAGCCUCGCGUGGACGUCGAAUGUGCCGGUCACAUCCUCUACUCUUCGGUUAUAGCGAACGCGAAGAAGAACCCAAACUUCAACACGCCGAUCAAAUUUUUGGAACUCGAGCUACCGGAACAGGAAUUGUAUCGUCCGCCGUUAACGAUCAGAGCUGUCGACUGUAGAAGCUUCGGACGGUACACUCUGGUCGGCACCCAUACGAUUAACUCCAUUCACAAAUACAUGUACUGUCCGCAAACGAAGAAGGCCAAGGAUGCCGAGGAUCGUAAGAAGAAUCUCUAUCAAUUACAGCAAUACACGGCAGGUUUCGACACAUCGAAAACGAAAUAUCAUCAGAGUUCUCUACCAGAGUCUUUGACAGACGUCGAGUUCAGUAACGGAGACACGACCAUUACCUUAGGUUUAGAGCUGGCUUGGCCAACGAAGAGAGACAAGACGGAACAGAACAUACGAAAGAAGCAAAGCUUGGUCAACGAUCAAAGCACAGGUGAUUUCUCGAACUUCGAUGACGAGGACGGCUGCCAGGACUGGUGGACGAAGUACUUCGCCUCGGUCGAGGCGAUGAUAGAAGAGAACAAAGAACUCCGUAAGGAGAAACCAAUGUUCCCUGCCCAAUCAAACGGCACCGUGCCGAUGUAUUUGGAGGAGAAUUACUCUCAAGCUCAAAUGAACCUCUCGGGUGAGAGGAGUCCCGGCGUUGCCACGAAGAAACUGUUCGGCCUAAAAUCCACCGCGAACGCGGCGAGGUUCGUCUCGAAGAUCAGUCCGAAGCAAACGUAUCAGAAAUUCCCGAAGACGGCGUUGUUGAAAAUUUAUCCGAACGAAUUGGAGGCUCAGCCACAAUUCGAACAAUUCAAGGAAUGGUUGCACACGUUCGAGUUGUAUCGAGGAAAGAAAACCGGCGACGAGCCCGAAGACGAGUCCAGGAUAGUUGGAAGCUUCAAGGGUGCUUUGAAGGUUUACAAAUGGCCUCUUCCCAGGGACUUGAUUGAUCAUACGGUGAUGGGAUUCGAUCCCCAGUACGGUUUCUUUCAAGGUGUACCAUCGAACGAACCGAUCCACGUCCUGGUGCGAGUCUACAUCGUCAAAGCUAACGAUCUUCAUCCUUGCGACUUGAACGGCAAGGCAGAUCCUUACGUUGUUCUACAAUUGGGCGGCAAAAGAAUCAGCGACAAGGAACAUUACGUCUCGAAACAACUUAAUCCUGUAUUUGGCAAGUGUUUCGAGGUAGAAGCAACCUUUCCCCAGGACUCGUUGCUAACCGUUCAAGUCUUAGACUGGGACUUGGUCGGUGCAGACGACAUGAUCGGUGAAACGAAGAUCGAUUUGGAGAACCGAUUCUACAGCAGGCACCGUGCCACCUGCGGUUUAGCCAAGAAAUACGACGAAUCCGGUUACAACAAGUGGAGAGACGCGAUGAAGCCGACCCAAAUUUUGUCGAAAUUAUGUAAAGAGGGAAAGGUUGAUGGACCGGUGUAUUCGCACGGGAAAGUAACUAUAGGAAGAAAGACGUUUUCCUUGUCGAACGAAGAAAUGGAAUUCUAUGUUCACACGAAAGGCAUUGAAGAACAGCUCGCAUUGGCGGUUCUUCAUCAGUGGCAUAAUUUCCCGAGAUUUGGUUGCGCCUUGGUACCGGAGCACGUGGAAACGCGUCCUCUUUAUAAUCCAGAGAAGCCUGGUAUCGAGCAAGGGAAGUUGGAAAUGUGGGUCGACAUGUUCCCCAUGGACAUGCCUUCGCCAGGUGCGUCGAUCGAUAUUUCACCGAGAAAACCAAAGAGUUACGAGCUUAGGAUCAUUAUUUGGAACACCGAUGAUGUUGUACUGGAGGACGAUGCCUUCUUCACCGGGGAAAAGAUGAGCGAUAUUUACGUGAAAGGGUGGUUGAAAGGUCCAGAGGACUGUCAGUCGACGGAUAUUCACUAUCGAUCCUUAACCGGAGAAGGAAAUUUUAAUUGGCGUUUCAUAUUUCCGUUCGAUUAUUUGGUGGCUGAGGAAAAGAUUGUCAUCAAUCGAAAGGAGAGCCUCUUCAGCUGGGACGAGACCGAAUGCAAGAUUCCAGCUCGUUUAGAAUUACAAGUCUGGGACGCGGAUCAUUUUUCUGCUGAUGAUUUUCUCGGUGCUAUCACCCUUGACUUAAAUCGGUUUCCUCGGGGUGCAAAGAACAGCAAACUCUGCACGUUGAGUAUGUUGAAAACAGACGGUACUGUGCCAACGGUAAAUAUUUUCAAGCAAAAACGGAUAAAGGGCUGGUGGCCGUUUUAUGUGAAGAAGGAGAACGAAGACAUGGAAUUAACGGGUAAAGUAGAAGCUGAAAUUCAUUUGUUAACGAAAGAAGAAGCUGAAAAGAAUCCAGCUGGCUAUGGUAGAAACGAACCGGAUCCGCUGGACAAACCGAAGCGUCCCGAUGCGUCUUUCAUGUGGUUUUUGAAUCCCUUGAAAUCCAUCAAAUAUAUUGUAUGGCACAAUUACAAGUGGGCAAUUUUGAAAGCGUUCGUAACAAUCGGAUUAAUAGCACUCGUAUUAUUGUUCUUCUACGCGAUACCUGGUUACUCUGUUAAAAAGUUAUUGGGAGCUUAAAUACGACUUGCAAGUUUCAGUCGUAGGUAUGACCGUGAUAUUUUUGAUAAGAGAUACAAAAUUUGAUGUGUCUGUAUUCGCAGUUUUAUUUUUUAAGCAUAGACUCGAAUGUUGAAGAAAAUAGUUUUCUCAUCUGCUAAUAGAUUCGUAUUAACAAUCGCUUUAAUAUCGCAUGUUACAGGUAUACAUAAACGUAUAUAGCAUAUUUUUUCAAGAUUUAACAUUUAUCCGCUUUGCACUGCAUUUAUCACAUAAAUUUGAUAGGCCUUAAUAGUUCGAUUAUCCUGUAUCUCUAUUAUUUUAGAUCGCUCGAAAAAUGUUCUCUCUUUUCAAGGAAUUUUGAAUAGCGCAAUAAAAAAGAAAUGGUUGUUCUUGUACAACAACUAAAUUUAAUAAAUUAUUGCUGUAUAGUGGACCAACGAAACAAUGGCAGAAGCAAAGGUGUAUAUAAACAGCAGUACAAUAAAUAAUUAGAAAAUAUUAGAUGCAGAACAAUAAUGCGUGUAAUAUAUAUAUAUAACGUUUUUACUUAUGAAACAUUUCGUUAUAAAUAUUAUACUCUACCUUGUUGUAAAUAGAUAGCCUAACGUAAGUAACAUGUACUCAAAAAUUAAUAAAAUAUAUAUUUAAGAGUAAUCGAUAACCAGUCGAUUCCUCGAUCAAUACGCAGA